Messenger RNA from Cajanus cajan (pigeon pea), 879 nucleotides. RefSeq names its product agamous-like MADS-box protein AGL29. Lineage: Eukaryota; Viridiplantae; Streptophyta; Magnoliopsida; Fabales; Fabaceae. Gene Ontology annotation, biological process: positive regulation of transcription by RNA polymerase II. Gene Ontology annotation, molecular function: DNA-binding transcription factor activity, RNA polymerase II-specific; protein dimerization activity; RNA polymerase II cis-regulatory region sequence-specific DNA binding. The record is from RefSeq and is a predicted model, not a curated record.
UUUAGUAUUAGUAUCAUUAAAUUAAAAAAGAAAUAAAACGCAAGUAAAAGUUGUUCACGGGACCAAUUUUACAAAACUGGAAACAAACUAAAAAUUAUCCGUACAUAAUCGAAAAUAAUUGGAAAUUGUAAAUUCAAUAUUCGAAACUUUGUCCUCUAAAUAAAGGGUUGGUGAUAUCAUAUCAUAUAGCACUAGCAGACUAGCAGUCGGUCCCAACUUUAGAAAAACUUUUGUUUUAGUAAUUAUGACUCUAUGAGGGUGAAGUAGCGAAAGAAGCAUGGGUCGUCGAAAGAUUGAAAUUGCAACGGUGAAGGACCCUAACACAAGGCAAGUAACAUUUUCUAAGCGUCGAACGGGUUUAUUCAAAAAGGCGAAUGAAUUGUCCAUCUUGUGCGGAGCAGAAAUUGCUAUUCUUGUGUUCUCCAUUGGAAAUAAGCCUUACUCUUUUGGCCACCCUAGUGUUGAAGCUGUUGUUGCCAAGUAUCUUCCACAUGCGACCCUUUCAAAUGAUGUCCAACAAAACAAUCCAUCUAAUGAAUUUGGUGACAUAGAUGGGUUAAAUCAACAAUUAUCUAAAGUUCAGGCCCAAAUACUUGAUGAAGAAAAGAAGGGUGCAGAGCUUGAUGAGAUGCUAAAACAACUCCAAGUGACACAACUUUCUCAGUGUAAAGAAUUGCAAGGUUCAUUUUUAAAGCUCCAAUGUAGGGUGAAGGAUUACAUUGACGCAAUCCAAGUGUCAGAGUGCAUGAUGCUCCUUGCCCAAGGACCACAAAUUGGAAUAACAAAUCAAGUGACUACAAAGAAAAGAAGAAAUAGUUGAUACGCUGCAACAUGUAAUUGAUCCCCAAGUGUUUUGGUUGCUUUAAUUUUAAAAAAUUA